This is a messenger RNA of Cryptomeria japonica (Japanese cedar), 870 nucleotides long. RefSeq names its product F-box/kelch-repeat protein At5g15710-like. Gene Ontology annotation, molecular function: protein binding. The transcript has 2 exons. The record is from RefSeq and is a predicted model, not a curated record. Lineage: Eukaryota; Viridiplantae; Streptophyta; Pinopsida; Cupressales; Cupressaceae. The coding region runs from base 1 to 870 and encodes 289 amino acids.
AUGGGUGCUCUCAGAAUUCCUAAGCAAACAAUCUGGUCGGAUUUCCCUGAACAUUUGAAGGAAAGAAUAUUGGAAUGCCUUCCAGUGGACUGCAUCUUCCGUUUGAGGGUUGUUUGCAAGACCUGGAAUACUCUCUUCUCAACACAAUAUUUCAAUUCCAUGGUAAGAAAUAGCCAGCCAUUUCUCAUUCUUUGUGCUGCCAAAACCCAACUGCCCUCGCUAAUAUAUUCUUUCAUCACCCACACUUGGCGAACCAUUUCUUUCUCGUUCAUUCCUCAUGAUCGCCCCGUCAAUUUUAGAGGAUCUGCUUCUGGGCUGCUCUUGGCAAACACUAAUUCCAAUUUCUGGUUUGGCUUUAAUUCUCCAAAGCUGUGUGUUUGCAAUCCCCUAGCCCAAACGUACUCGACGCUGCCAGAGAUGGUUUCUGUGAGUAGAAUUAUGACCAAAGCAAUUUUACCAGUGGGUAAUAAGACGGAUGAAUAUACAGUCAUGGUGGUAGGCACGAGCAGCAGCGAUAAGGUUAUAGUGGAAGCAUAUAAUUCUACUACCAAGACAUGGAAAGUUGCAGGCAGCAUUCCUGAUGGGGUUAUAAUAAACGAAAACAUGUUCUUCUGCAAGGGCUCUUUGUUCUGUAUGACUGCCACUGGCGGCAUAAUGGCCUACAAUAUUGAACAGGGGAUCACCACAAUUAUGGCCAUGCCCACAGAAGAUACCCACAAUUUGUGGGCUCGACUUGUUGUUGUAAGAGUGUUUUGUGGUGCAUCGACUCUGAGGAAUCAAAAUUGGUAUGAAUAUGAUGAGCCCAAGCGUAUAUGGGACUAUGUACAGGAAGGAGGUGGACAUAUAGACUUGUGUAUUGCAAAUCCUUAA